AUGUAUCUUACCAGGGCAGGAACUGCAUGGUCUGGUGUGGCCAGACUCUUGUGUUGCAGCAGCAUGCCACCAGUGCUGAGGCACCACAAGACAUUUGUAUGCACCAUUUGCCCUGUAUGGGGAUCACACAAUGCAAUGCUGGAUUGUGGGAUACAGACAGAUAGUCACAGCCAAGAUGAUCAAGGCCUAGACCACUCAAGUGGUGUGGUGUCUGUGACCUUGAUGAUCAAUGUAUGCUGUCCCAAUGAUCCAAGUCCAAUACUGAAUGGUUAUCCUCCAAAUGAACAGCAUGGCCAUCCCACUUGUGAUAUGAUGCAGCAAACAACCCAAUGGAACCAAGGUCUAGCAAAGCCCACAUGGCCAGUUGUAUUUGCUGCCAAAAGGCCUGCAUUCAAGGGCAAAACCACCAAAGUGUCUCAGACAUCAAUAUCUGAUCAUUAUACAAUCCAAGAUCUCCUUGCUAAAUCUCAGAAUGGGACAAACAGUGUUAUGCCACAUGUGCACUUUUCAUAA
Messenger RNA from Suillus subaureus, 513 nucleotides. RefSeq lists its product as uncharacterized. The transcript has 5 exons. The coding region runs from base 1 to 513 and encodes 170 amino acids. NCBI's taxonomy places the organism in Eukaryota, Fungi, Basidiomycota, Agaricomycetes, Boletales, Suillaceae. The record is from RefSeq and is a predicted model, not a curated record.